AUGCCAGAAUUCCAGAAAAGUUCAGUUCGUAUCAAGAACCCUGCAAGAGUGGAAGAAAUUAUCUGUGGUCUUAUCAAAGGCGGAGCUGCCAAACUUCAGAUAAUCACAGACUUUGAUAUGACAUUAAGUAGAUUUUCCUACAAAGGGAAAAGAUGCCCAACAUGUCAUAAUAUCAUUGACAACUGUAAGUUUGUUACAGAUGAAUGUCGAAAAAAGUUAGUGCAACUAAAGACACAGUAUUAUGAUAUUGAAGUUGAUCCUGCUCUUACUGUAGAAGAGAAGUUUCCUUAUAUGGUAGAAUGGUAUACUAAAUCACAUGGUUUGCUUGUUGAACAAGGUAUACCAAAAGCUAAACUUGGAGAGAUUGUGGCAGAGUCUGACGUUAUGCUCAAGGAAGGAUAUGACAAUUUCUUCGAUAAGCUCCAACAGCACAGUAUCCCUGUGUUCAUAUUUUCGGCUGGUAUUGGUGAUGUACUAGAAGAAGUUAUCCGUCAAGCUGGAGUUUAUUAUCCAAAUGUAAAAGUAGUGUCCAACUUCAUGGAUUUUGAUGAAAAUGGGGUUCUCAAAGGAUUUAAAGGAGAACUGAUUCAUGUAUUUAACAAACAUGAUGGUGCCUUGAAGAAUACAGACUACUUCAGCCAACUAAAAGACAAUAGCAACAUAAUUCUGCUGGGAGACUCCCAAGGAGACUUACGAAUGGCAGAUGGGGUAGCCAAUGUUGAACACAUUCUGAAAAUUGGAUAUCUAAAUGAUAGAGUAGAUGAGCUCUUAGAAAAAUACAUGGACUCUUAUGAUAUUGUUUUAGUACAAGAGGAAUCAUUGGAGGUUGCCAACUCUAUUUUACAGAAGAUUCUAUAAACAAGUUUUUCAAGAAGACUUCUCUCCUGCGAGUACAAUUGAUACAAGAACUGCUCAUCUGUCUGUCUGGCUGAAAGACUCUUAUUUAUAAUAUAUUCUUGCUCUUGAAAUUUUCACUUUACAUAAGUGAAGUAUUUUUAGACAUAAAAAAAAUUUUCCCACCUCUCAAGACACUCCUCACCAUAUUUUUUAACUGGUUAAAAAAAACUGAAACCAAAAUUAGAAAAUAACUCCCUACUUUCCCAAGUUUAAUGUUAUCAUGCAGUUUUUGAGGAGUCUUUUUACUCCAGGGAAGUUUGUAAAAGUUUUAAAAGAAGUUUUAUGAAAUGGUGAAAUAAGGUGCAUGAUUUUAAGUUUGGCAUUUUUGUAAUUUGGGUGGAUUAUGAUGAAGGUAUCACUGUCUCUUAAAGUUGUGUUACAGUUGGUUAUUUUGUCUGGGAAGAAAAUCAGUAUUGACUAGAAAAUGCUGGCAUUGUAGUAUUUGAAAAAACUGUUGGUGUCCACAUGUCACUAAUAAAAUGUUCUAUAUUAAAGCACUGAUAAUAAACAUGAAAUGAAAAGCCUUUUUAAUUCUGCUAUCAAGACU
Messenger RNA from Castor canadensis (American beaver), 1444 nucleotides. RefSeq names its product 5'-nucleotidase, cytosolic IIIA (gene Nt5c3a). Gene Ontology annotation, molecular function: magnesium ion binding; 5'-nucleotidase activity. The record is from RefSeq and is a predicted model, not a curated record. Gene Ontology annotation, cellular component: cytoplasm. Lineage: Eukaryota; Metazoa; Chordata; Mammalia; Rodentia; Castoridae.